UAACUAAAACAUUUGUGAUAGUUGGCUAAUGACUAACAAUACCUUCACUUUAUUCUAGAAAUAAAUUAUUAGAAACAGAAUGUUAUAAUGUGUGCAUCUGAGAUUGUUUUUUUAAGUCAAAUCCCACAGUUUUUUUUUAAAUAAGCAUUUCCAGUUAGAGGUUUUACGGAAAACUCCCACUUGCACUUUGUUGACGGUCCCUUACUUCCAGCAGCAGCUCAGGCAAAGCGCUCCGCCUCAGCUCACAUUGAAGCGGCGUUUUCCGGUGGUCUGCUCGUUACGUGGAUCGUGAUGAAAACGAGUCAUGUGAAGUGUUUAAUGUGCUAUCAGCAGUCAGCAAAAAGAAUUUUGGUAUUUUUUAGCAAAGGCGUUUGAGGACUAUUGCCGCUGAAUGUGUGACGAAUGUCGAAUAUGAAACUAGCUUAACCGCGCUAGAGCAGCUUCAUGGUUUUCCAUUCCAACCCACUUUCUCUUCCGUGAUCUUCUCCUAAGGCGUCGAUGUAAACAAAGGGGAUGUUGAGUGUUAUUAAUCCUCAAAAGUUGUUUUAGUCAUUAAUUAUUUUCAGUCUGCACUGACUGAAGGAGCUGGAAAUAUGUCUUGCAAUCAAAAAUACGUAAUGAUUUACCUGAUUACAGUUUUUAUUUUAAAAAAAAUGUUUAACUGAGCAAUGUUUGAGGCCUUUUUAGAAGGCUUUGUUUCUGUAGUUUGAGGGUGUCACAUGUGAUAGUACUAAAUGACAUGCAGCUUAGAGGUGACGGGUCAGUACUAUGUCUGCAACCACUUCCUAAACUCACUUCCUUCUAGAAUGGAGCGUUUCACAGUUACUUGGGUCGGUUUUCUUCUUCUUUUUCAAGGUUUCUCUGCUCUGACUCCAGUCUUUGUUCAGACAGGAGAAGAUGUCGUUCUGGAUGUUAAUGGAACUGAUUGUUCAGAGGACGGUGCUGCUAUUUUAUGGAGGUUCAAUCAAAAGGAGAAUUUAGUGAGACUUACGUGCUGGAAGGAUAGAAAACCAACAGUGAGUAAGUUGAAGUAUCAGGACAGAACUGAGAUCACUGAAGAAACAUCUUUGAAACUGAAGAAUUGCCAAAAAUCCUUCAGUGGAGUUUAUUCAGUAAUAAGAACAUUUACUGAAGAUGAAGUUGUAGCAGAAUACAACGUCACAGUUGAAGAUCCAGUGUCUCCAGUUCUUCUGAACGUGGAUUCAGUCUUUAACAGCUCAAACUUCUGUAACCUGACUGUGACCUGCAGCACAGAUCACUCCCACAUCAGCAGCUCCUUCACAUGUGGAAGUGAAUCCUGCAAACAAGAUGAUGGACAGCAGACAAACGUCACAAAACAAGAGAAUCUUCUCCAGGUCUACCUGUCUGAUGAUUCAGUCAUCUGUAACCAUAGCAACCACGUCAGCUGGGCGAACAGCACAGAGAAGAUUAGACUCAUUUGCCUUCUGAACGAUGCUUCUCCAGAAGUCGUCAGUCAUCAUCACAUUCUCAUCAGGAUUACUGUUGUCGUCCUCUCAGCUGCUGUUCUUUCUGCUUCUGUCUUCUUUUAUGUUUGGAAGAACAAAAACAGAGGAAUUUAAGAGAAUCAGAGAUCAAACUCCUGGUCGGAUUUCUGCCUCCAUCUGCAGAUUGAAACGAUUUCACUCUGAAAUGGAUCCACUGAGAAGCCAUGAGAGCUGGAAUACAGCAGCAGGUGAAGCUGGAGGAACAUCUGCAGGAACGUGUCUCCAUGUGAUCAACAUUUUACUUGUUCUUGUCAGAAUCUUUUUUUCAAGCUGCAACACAGUCGCAGUAAAAUGCGUACAUAUUCCACGACUUUGCACUCUGAAAUACCGUGUAUAAUAUACGCCAAACACCCUUUUUGCGUGCAUAUGAUACGCAAUGCUAGAGGAUAGGUUUUUGUGGCUCACAUUUAUUCUGUUUAUUAUUCUAUUCACAUUAUAACCAAUACAAUUGUACAAAUGAUCACUAUAUUUUCCUUUUAGAGUUUAUUUUAAUCUCUUGAUUUUCUGCAUUUGCUGUUUUUACACAAAAAUUCAACUGAACACUCAAAUAAAUAUAUUUUAUAUGUUUUAUGCAUAUAUUUUAGUUGGAAUUUGCAAUCAAACAUUGCUGUUAAUAAAGUAUGUUUAAUUCCUAAUCAGUGGUGUAUGACAUCAUUUGCUUAUCUGGCUUUCAAUUGAUAACUCAUUAGUGAUGUUUGUCUAUUUGACAGGAAACUGUUGGAUUCACUAGAACAAGAAAGAGUUUAGAUUAUAAUUACAUUUAUUAUUUUAGCUAUAUAUAUAAUAUUUACUGAUAAAUUCCCCCACAAUUUAUAUUUUUGGCAGAAUGAAUAUUUAAAAUGAGUUAAUUAAUUGUAGUUUUUAUUAA
Molecule: messenger RNA, 2373 nt
Organism: Oryzias melastigma (Indian medaka)
Lineage: Eukaryota; Metazoa; Chordata; Actinopteri; Beloniformes; Adrianichthyidae
Exons: 6
Coding region: 735-1580 (281 amino acids)
Source: RefSeq, a predicted model, not a curated record